AUGCAUCGGAGUUUGGUCGGGCGCCACCUGGAAUGGUGAGGCACCACGACAGAUGAGGCACUGCACGAGUCGCAUCCCAGCGGUCUGUGUGCCUUCCGUUCUUCAGUGCGAAGGAGCACAAGGCCGAGGACAACGACCUGAUGGCCAAGAAGAGCCCCCGAGCGGCUCUGGCGACUUACAAGAAGGCCAUGGAGGCACUCGAGUCGGUCAAGUCCGUUGACAUGGGGUCGUGGAUGGCCCACACCGACGAGGUGCGGCAGCUCACCAUGAGCGUCUGGAGCAACUCGGCCCUCGCCGCCCUCAAGGCCGACCUGCCGGACGAGGCCCUCACCUACGCCGACCUGCUGCUGGCCCACGAUGACACACACCCGAAGGUGACCACAGCACAACGAGAGAUGAGUGCAUUCAUGGACUCAUCUGUGUUUGUGUGUGUGUGAAUGUGUCUGCAGGCGUUGUUGCGUCGCGCCUGCGCCCGUCGGCUGUCUGGCGACUUCGAUGGCGCCGUGGCCGACCUGCGCAAGCUGAAGGCGUCACACGAGAGCUACGGCAGGGAGGCCGACGCCGAGAUGGCCCUCCUCGCCCACCACAUCCAGCAGCAGAAGGCCAAGGAGCACCAGGUGGGCAGACAUCGACAUGGACGUGACGCGUGUGUGUGUGUAUGUGUGUGUGUGUCUGCGUCUGUGUGUUGGCUCCAACAGCUGUUCGGUGGCAUGUUUGAGAAGAUGUCGCUGUACGGGGCUCCUGACGGGCGUGACCAGGGGGAGGGGGAGGGGUCUGAGGAGAAGAACUGGGUGAUGAUGGAACAAGACAACAGUCUCAUCGAGUUGGGGAUGGGGUAUGCCUUCCGCCCCGCCAAGGCCCUCAAAGGCACACAACACACCAUCGGUCAGUGACACUGGCGAACAGAAGCACCUUCUGCACCCUGCAGAUCCGUUCCCUCUCCUCCCUCUCUUGUGUGUGCAGAGUUGCCACCUCUGCGUUUCGACGACCAGCCAUCGGACCACCCGGCGACGCGCAACGGUCCGGGCGUCUUCACCGUCGGCUCGGCCACCGCCACCGAGGGACGCACCAAGCGUGCCUCCCGCCGUCUGUCGGCUCGGCCGCUGCACUGCGUGAGCACCAAGACGCCCAACCUGCCCACCGUCUCGAAAGGUGAGUGGCCUUCUAUGUCGACACACACGAGAUGGAAGUGCGAGACGAUGCGGCAUAUGUGUGUGUGUGUGUGUGUGUGUGCAGAGAGUGUGUUCGUGUUUGGCGAGGACCAGCGUCUGCAGAAGGCGGACACCGAGACGGGCAGCGAGCCGACGACAGAGGACGGCACAGAGGGAGCGGCCCAGCAGCACAUGGGAUUCUGGAGCAAGGUGUGGUCCUUCCUGUUCCCGGAGGGCAUGUGCUGCGGCUGGUGCCGGGAGGGACACACACACAACUGACCCAACACACACUCACACAUAACAAACACCCACAGACAGACUG
This is a messenger RNA of Vitrella brassicaformis, 1473 nucleotides long. The record is from the annotation of a GenBank genome assembly. Lineage: Eukaryota; Vitrellaceae.